This is a messenger RNA of Rangifer tarandus platyrhynchus (Svalbard reindeer), 2283 nucleotides long. The record is from the annotation of a GenBank genome assembly. NCBI's taxonomy places the organism in Eukaryota, Metazoa, Chordata, Mammalia, Artiodactyla, Cervidae.
AUGGCGACGCCUGUGCCCCCGCCCUCCCCGCGGCACCUGCGGCUGCUGCGGCUGCUGCUGUCCGGCCUCGUCCUCGGCGCGGCCUUGCGCGGUGCGGCCGCCGGCCGCUCCGAUGCAGCUGCCUGUCCUGGGAGCCUGGACUGUGCCCUGAAGAGGCGGGCACGGUGCCCCCCGGGUGCACAUGUCUGUGGGCCCUGUCUCCAGCCCUUCCAGGAGGAUCGGCAGGGGCUCUGUGUGCCCAGGAUGCGCCAGCCUCUGGGGGAGGGCUUGCCGCGGCCCAGACUGGAAGAGGAGAUCGACUUCCUGGCCCAGGAGCUAGCCCAGCAGGAGGCGGGGCGCCCCGGGCUCAAGGCCCCACCCCAGCUUGAGGGACCACAGCGGCCCCCGGAGGCGGCUGCCACCCUGGGGCUCUCGGAGCGAGGCCGGGGACCCGACCUGGGCCUACCCUCUCCGCGGGGAGCCCCGGCGCCCACACCCCGCCCCUCCCUGGGCCCCGCUGUGUCGUCCGGGCCUGUGCACGUGUCCCCCCUGGAGCCGCGGGGCGGGCGCGGUGACGGCCUCACACUUGUGCUGAUCCUGGCCUGCUCCGUGGCCGGCGCGGCUGCGCUGUCGGUGGCGGCUCUCUUCUGGUGGCGGCUGCAGCGAGACAUCCGCCUGACCCAGAAGGCCGACUACGCGGCCCCACAGGCGCCCAGCUCCCCAGCUCCGCCGGGGAUCUCGCCCGGGGAUCAGCGCCUGGCACACAGUGCCGAGAUGUACCACUACCAACACCAGAGGCAGCAGAUGCGGUGCCUGGAGCGGCAUAAAGAGCCACCCAAGGAGCUGGACUCCGUCUCCUCCGACGAGGAGAACGAGGACGGCGACUUCACGGUGUACGAGUGCCCGGGCCUGGCCCCAACGGGAGAGAUGGAGGUUCGGAACCCAUUGUUCGACCAUGCCUCGCUGUCCGCGCCCCCGCUGCACCCCUCUAGCCCUCCUGCCCUUCCCACCUGGCCAGGGGUCCUGGCCGCAUCCCAUCCAGGGGGAGCUCCAGGGCCUGCCAGGCCCCCUGCAGGGCCCUGCGCCCCACAGCCCGCCCCGGCUCAGCCCCGGGUGCCGCUCAGGCGGCAGAGGUGUGUGUGCGGCACUGGGGCUGCAGACCCGCCCACCCCACGGGCUGGUGGGGGGCUUGGUUCCAGCAGCAGUUGCAGGAGUUUGGCUGCUCUGCUUGAGCUCACCGGGGCCAGUGGCGGGAGCGAGCGGUGGGCUCUGCAGGGCCGAGAGCCCGGGCUCAGCCCCAUUCCAAGCCUCCGGGCUCUGGGGGGCCUGGCCGUGGCGGCCCUCCUCUCGGCUGUCUGGCUCUGGUGGAGGCUCGGGGCGGCCCCCGGAGGAGCCCCGUCCCCGCAGCCCACGAUCACCAUCCUCGUCUGGCACUGGCCGUUUGCCAGCCAGCCCCCAGAGCUACCCGGGGACACCUGCGCCAGGUAUGGGGUGGCCCGCUGCCACCUGACCGCCAACCGCAGCCUGCUGGCCGGCGCCGACGCUGUGGUCUUCCACCACCGAGAGCUGCAGACCCAGCGGGCCCGCCUGCCCCUGGCCGAGCGGCCGCGGGGCCAGCCCUGGGUGUGGGCCUCCAUGGAGUCGCCCAGCCACACCCGCGGCCUCGGCCGCCUCCGAGGCGUCUUCAAUUGGGUGCUGAGCUACCGGCGUGACUCGGACAUCUUCGUGCCCUACGGCCGCCUGGAGCCCCGAGAGGGGCCCCCGCCUCCGCUGCCGGCCAAGCGCGGAGUGGCCGCCUGGGUGGUCAGCAACUUCCAGAAGCGGCAGCGGCGUGUGCAGCUGUACCGGCAGCUGGCGCCCCACCUGCGGGUGGACGUGUUCGGCCGGGCGGUCGGGCAGCCCCUGUGCGCCGACUGCCUGCUGCGCGCCGUGGCCCGCUACCGCUUCUACCUGUCCUUCGAGAACUCCGAGCACCGGGACUACAUCACCGAGAAGUUCUGGCGCAACGCGCUGUCGGCCGGCACCGUGCCCGUGGUGCUGGGCCCCCCGAGGGCCGCCUACGAGGCCGUCGCCCCGCCCGACGCCUUCGUGCACGUGGACGACUUUGGCUCAGCCCGCGAGCUGGCCGCCUUCCUCUCCGGCAUGAAUGAGAGCUGCUAUCGGCGCUACUUCGCGUGGCGAGACCGGUUCCGCGUGCGGCUGUUCAGCGACUGGCGAGAACGCUUCUGUGCCAUCUGCACCCGCUUCCCCCAGCUGCCCCGCGGCCAGGUCUACCAGGACCUCGAGGGCUGGUUCCAGGCCUGA